This is a messenger RNA of Pyricularia oryzae 70-15, 1394 nucleotides long. RefSeq names its product calcineurin subunit B. Gene Ontology annotation, molecular function: calcium ion binding; calcium-dependent protein serine/threonine phosphatase regulator activity. The record is from RefSeq and is a predicted model, not a curated record. Bases 133 to 657 code for a protein of 174 amino acids. The transcript is spliced from 5 exons. NCBI's taxonomy places the organism in Eukaryota, Fungi, Ascomycota, Sordariomycetes, Magnaporthales, Pyriculariaceae.
CACGUUGGAGAGUCGGUUGGCUCUCGCACCUAUCGCCGUUUCGCAAGCACCAAUUCGAAAGUCCGCAUCCAACUAUCAGCCAUUUCCCCUUCAAUUUCUUGUGCAGCCAAGCCCGACUUCAGCCAAACAACAAUGGGCAACACGACCAGCAAUGUGCUGGACGGCAUAGUCCAAAGCUCCAACUUCGAUAGGGAAGAAGUUGACAGGCUGAGGAAGAGGUUUAUGAAGCUUGACAAGGACAACUCGGGCACUAUCGAACGCGAUGAGUUUCUCAGUCUCCCUCAGAUCUCCUCAAAUCCCCUUGCCACACGAAUGAUUGCCAUCUUCGACGAGGACGGCGGCGGCGAUGUGGACUUUCAAGAAUUCGUGUCAGGACUGAGCGCCUUCUCGAGCAAGGGCAACAAGGAACAGAAGCUGCGCUUCGCCUUCAAAGUCUACGACAUUGACAGAGACGGUUAUAUCAGCAACGGUGAACUCUUCAUUGUGCUCAAGAUGAUGGUCGGCUCAAACUUGAAGGACCAGCAGCUGCAGCAGAUUGUCGACAAGACCAUUAUGGAGGCGGACCUGGACGGUGAUGGCAAGAUCAGCUUUGAGGAGUUCACCAAGAUGGUUGAAAACACCGACGUCAGCAUAAGCAUGACGCUAGACCAAUUCUAAAUGCCUCUUACGCCAUCCUUUUUCGAUUUCUUGCCAGCCCAGGCUGGUCCCGGCAUUUGUUCACAGCGGCUACUAUCAUCGACGUUAUGGAAAAUAAAUCAGAAUACCCAGUCCUGUUCAUUGCAGGUUCAUUGCGCCUGUGGCCAUUUGAGCGCCUCGUUUGACGAUGAUGAUUCUUCUGUUUACGAACCACUUGAAUAUUCAAGCGUUACACUCAGAACUCGAGUCUAAUCCUGGUGGACUCAAGAAACUGCAAACUACACACGUAACUGUGAGGCUUUUGCCUUUUACAACGGAUGCCCAAAAAAUCAUCUUUGUGACCGCCCGGUCUGAUUGGCUCGCGCAUUCUGGGAUCUUGCCAUAGAGAGCUCGCUUCAGGCUCAAGAUGUUGCUGGUACAGCCGACAAUACGGCAGGCUUGCAGCGCAAAGACCGGCCUGUCUUGCCGGGCUUUUGAUUGUAUAUCUUGCUCCGGGCGGAUGGACGGGUAAUGGCGGACAGCAGUUCAUGUUUAUGUACUCAGGUUCACGGCAGUAGUCGCUCGGCGUAAGCAACAAGGUGCUACAUCAUCAUUUGGAAAACCGCUAAAUGGGUAUAGUCUCUCGGCGUGGACUUUGAUAUAUACAUAUAUUUGCCACAGAAAUUACAAAUGUACUGCAUACGACGUUUAUGAGUUAAUAUAUAUUAAAACGCGUCAUCUGCCGGGCUCGCAAACGCUAAUGCUUACAGUUAAUUAUG